CGACGUCUCGACAAUCGUCUUUCUUGUUCUUCCUGUCUUCUUCUGAAUGAACCUCGGGAACCUCGGAAUGUCUCUGCAGUCCAAAGUCGAAUAUCUGCGUACUUUGCCCGCGAUUCGGGAGCGAUGUGGCCGCGUUCACGAUCUCGCAAAGCAAGGCAGACUACAAUAUUUCGACUAUCACCCUGAACAGGAGGAUGCUGCAGCAGAAUACUGUCUCCAGAUUAUAAAGCGCGAUUUUGGCAAUGAUUAUAGCUCCAUACCUCCUCAUGGUCGUUGGAGACAUCUCGAUGCCGGAAUUCCACGCGUCCAACCCUUGAUUGAGAAGUGGAAUUCGUCUAACUCCCCGCCUGAUCAAAAGGAGAUCACUAAGCGACUACUUGACCUGUUUCUCGUCUCUGUACUCCUCGACGCAGGCGCCGGUAACCAGUGGGUUUAUGACGACGUUGCUUCCGGACAGAAGUUUGGAAGAUCAGAGGGACUCGGAGUUGCAAGUAUCAACAUGUUUGCGGAAGGAUUUUUCUCGGGCGACAGUCAGCAGCCGUACAAGGUGAACGCUGCUGGAUUGGAAAAGGUCACGGUCGAGCGCACUACACAGGCGAUGCAAGCAUCCGACAGCAAUCCGAUGGCUGGUUUAGAAGGCCGCACUUCUCUGCUUCAGAACUUGAGCGAAGCGCUCAGAAAAAGUCCGGAAUUUUUCGGGGAGGAGGGCCGACCUGGAAAUCUGCUUGACUUCUUGGAGACACAAUCCGUAGCGGCUGAAGGCGGAGUCCGCCGUGUACCUGCAGCUGCUCUAUGGUACGCCCUCAUCGUAGGGUUAGCUCCAAUCUGGCCUACCGACCGUACGACUUUGGGUGGUGUACCGCUCGGAGACGUUUGGCCAUGUGAGGUUUUGCGUGCAAGUGCAAAGGAAGAGGGGGAUGAGCUCGUCCCCUUCCACAAAUUGACAGGCUGGACGACCUAUAGUCUGGUGGAGCCAAUCGAGAAGGUUUUAGGUUGGAAGUUUGAGGGGUUGGAGGACCUUACGGGCCUGCCUGAGUACCGCAACGGUGGCCUUCUGCUUGACCUUGGAGUGCUCUCACUCAAACCCUCGGCCAUCCCGCGGUCGUUCUUCCCUCCCUCAUCCACGAUCCCCCGCAUCCCUCCUUCCCACCCAGCCAUCAUUGAGUGGCGUGCCAUGACUGUCAUCGAGCUCGAUCGUCUUGCAGACUUGAUUCGAUCCAAACUCGGUUUGUCCAAGGAACAACUUUCACUCGCGCAGGUCCUAGAGAGUGCAACUUGGAAGGGUGGCCGAGAGAUCGCCAAGGAGAAACGCCCUCUAACCAGCGGCCCGCCGAUCGAUAUUCAAAGCGAUGGUACUGUGUUUUAAGUCGAGCAGAAAAGAUCUGUCCGUAUAUAGUUUGUUAAAACUGUGCCGUAACUUAUUGUUUCAUAAACAAUGUAGCCUUAGGUCGAGCAGCUAGAAUAGGGGUUUUUUGGGGGUUUGGGCUUAGGAUUAGUAGGGACCAGUGCUGUCGAUUUAUGUUCAUACAGAUACUACAUUUUGCGCAUCAUAC
This is a messenger RNA of Stereum hirsutum FP-91666 SS1, 1553 nucleotides long. Its product is annotated as DUF1688-domain-containing protein. Bases 47 to 1366 code for a protein of 439 amino acids. The transcript is spliced from 7 exons. The record is from RefSeq and is a predicted model, not a curated record. NCBI's taxonomy places the organism in Eukaryota, Fungi, Basidiomycota, Agaricomycetes, Russulales, Stereaceae.